AUGACCACGAUGGCAGGAAUAGCCAGUGAUUGCGCAGUCAAUCCCGAUGCACAGGCAGCCGUCACGGAUUUCCUCGAUUAUACCGAAUAUCUUCCUUCUGACCUCAUUCGAUCUCUCACCCUAAUCCGUGGCCUGGACGAAACGUACCUGAGCAACUCCGACGCUCUGAACAACCUCACUAAACUCUAUGGCUCACUUCCUUCUUUUCCACCAGCGGCUCGUCCGAACGCCUCAGAACUUCGAGCCGGGAUUUCAAACCACCUAGAUCAGGCCUUAAACGCUCGAGAAUCGGCCUACGCCGAAGCCUGUCGACUCUUCGAUGUGGCCGAUCGACAUCAGAAUAGGUUGAAGAGCAUAAUAACGAAAUUGAAUGCGAUUCCGAAGCCACCUUCACGCGAUCCGACUCCCCAACCUCCGGCGUCCACACAAGUCAAGCGCUCUCGAAGCGGACGGAAGCUCGAAAAUGGUAUGUCCACAAGACUAACUCUCAAUCCUCCUCGUGGAAGUGCUGUCGCCACCGCAAUACUGAAGAGACCUCGUGGCCGACGUGUGACUGUCCCUGGAGAGGUCAUGCCACCCUAUGACCCGGAUUCGCCUAUUGCGAGUACAGAGGUGUCAGAUUGGGAAUCCCCCCCGCCUUCUCCCCCCCGCCCGGUGCUCAAGCUCAAACAACCAAAACCCCCGGCACCGGUCCCACAGCCGAAGGAAAGGGCGCAAUCCGUGGGUGAGAAGUCUCGCUCGGCCCGAGAGACGACCGAACCGUACCACAAACCUAGCCCUCCACCUGAAGAUGCGGAGAUCGGGAGCAAAUACAAACCGUGGACCCAUUUGACGGAAUAUGAGAUGUACAAACUGAGGAAGAAGAUGAAAAAGAACCAUACUUGGGAACCCAGUGAUGUUAUGAUCCGACGGGAGUUGGCUGACCGUGGGCGGGGAUGGGACAACUAUUAUCGAGCCAAAGCCGAAGCCCAGGCCAACGGGACUUCAUUCAUCGACAUCAACAGCGUCGACAAAGUGAUCCCCAAAACUGAGAAAAUCGACAGGGAGAAGAUUGAGUCUAUGGAAACCCCAGAGAAAUCAGAGCACGCGGAGGUGGGCAAAUCCGACGAAUCUACACAGGAGCCGGACAGGGAAGAGAAAUCAGAGUCUACCCCGAUACCCAGCGUGGGACCUACUCCCGGGACGACGCCUAUUCCCAAACCCAAGCCCGUGAAGAAAACGGAAGCGAAGAAAGAGAAGAAACCAGACCCAGCACGAUCCCGAGCAGCACUUGCGGCUCAGGAGGCGGAACUGGCAGCCCGACGACUAGGGGACAUAGGCUCAAAAUUCCGCACUCUGUUCACAACCCCUUUUGCUUCAGCACUUGCGUCAUUAAGUCGAAGUGCCAGUACGCCGACCGCUAACCGAACAGCGAAUACAGGGAAGAAAGUAUCAGAGAAAACCUCCAAGAAGAGGAAAGCAGAAGACACGCCCACUUCAUCUACCUCACCGUCUGUAGAGCCAGAUCCAGCGGCACGAAAGAAACAGAAGACAGCACCGAAGCCAUCUCCACUUGCCGCCAGUCCGGUCUCGAUGCCUGUAUCUGGUUCACCCUCUGCGAGCAGUGAGCCGCCGGUUACCAGUGCAGGAACCAUUAAAAUUCCCCUCAAACUCACAGUCUCGACAACGGAGCCGCCGACGUCGAAAGACCCUACUCCAGCUCCGACAACCCGAGCUGCAAGUGUCCAACGCAAUUCAGUGGCCCCCAAAACAGAAUCAACUCCACCUGUUUCCUCACGUCCACCAUCACGUCGUUCGGCCGCCGCAUCUGUCGAACCCCAACCUACACGGUCCAGUAGGCGCACAUCCAUGACUCCGUCUGUCGCUGGCCAGAAGCCUACUCCGGCAGAGCCGAGUCCCAAAUCCGUCGCUACUGCAGCAAGUCGACGGAGCAAACGAGACGCGCCAGGGACGGUGAUGCAGUCGAGUCAGGAUGGUGGGGCGGCUGUCAGUGUUAGUCAACGCAAGACCAAGCCGGCAAAGCAACAGAAGGCGACGACCAAAGCUGCAGCUUUGGCCGUGGCCGCCGCCGCAGAGACAGGAGCUGCAUUGCCCCAAAUUCGCAUCGAUGUCGAUGGACGUCAGGAGAUUGUGGACCCCGAUGAAGAGAGAUACUGCCUCUGUGGGGAUGUUAGCUGGGGAGAGAUGAUUUGCUGUGAGUUGGAUGAGAAGUGCGACUUUGGCCAAUGGUUUCACAUGGAAUGUGUCUCGCUAGCGGAACUUCCCCCACGUACCGUCAAAUGGUAUUGUCCGGGCGACAGAAAGAAAUACCACAAGGGUGAGCAGACUAAUGGACUUGUGGGUAGGGGAAUCAAGUAA
Rhinocladiella mackenziei CBS 650.93 is the source of this 2358-nucleotide messenger RNA. RefSeq lists its product as uncharacterized. NCBI's taxonomy places the organism in Eukaryota, Fungi, Ascomycota, Eurotiomycetes, Chaetothyriales, Herpotrichiellaceae. The record is from RefSeq and is a predicted model, not a curated record. Gene Ontology annotation, cellular component: Rpd3L-Expanded complex; Rpd3L complex; nucleus. Gene Ontology annotation, biological process: regulation of DNA-templated transcription. The transcript has 2 exons. The coding region runs from base 1 to 2358 and encodes 785 amino acids.